AUGUCGACACUUGGUUUUUCAUCGGAGAGACUUGUCCACUAUGUAAAACGAUCGGCACUUCGAUCCUCUAAAGAUCAAACACCACUCGAUGCACAGGUCUAUAAAAUCGUGUUGGAAUAUAUUCUUGAGAUUUUAGCAUUGGACGCAAGUCCUUUUUCUUCAUCACCAUUCAUUCCAUCCUCUUCUUCUUUCUCACAACAACAACAACAUCACAACAGCAUCAUUGUGGAGUAUUCGAGUGGAAUUGGCACGAAUGGAAAAAUCGAAUCCGAACGAUACACAUCUGCUCAAGAAUUAAUUUCAAGAAAAAUCUCCAUGUGUGUGUUUUUACAAGAAUAUUCGUUUGUGUUAUUUCGAAAUAAUAUUCCCAAACUGUACGAAUAUCUUGGAGACAUUCAAAAUAUCAUUAACAGUGGUAAAUUAGAUGACAUGACCUAUGCUCAAUUACUAGUCACCAUGACAACACUUUACAUUUCACACAAUUUACAAGAUUUAAAUCCAACCAUGAUGUUGAAUCACAUUUCAUCUCUCUUGCAAUACAUGACCAAAACUGUGAAUCAUUCACAAUUUAGACUACAAAGACAAAUGGCAGCAGAAUCUCUACAAGAAAUUCUCUAUUUUCACAACAUUCGAAUUUCUGAUUUUAUUCCAACUUUGUUGAAGUGCUGUCAAGCAGAGAAUUCACACGCUCUUCAAUCGUUUUCAACAUUGUUAGCAAAUUUAAUUUAUCUCGAGUCGAACAAAACUAAGAGAGAAGUGAUCAAUAGUUUGACUUUCCUCAUUGAGAAUAUUCAAUUAUUUACCAUAUGGGGAAGGACAGCCAUUGUUGAGAUUAUUAUUCAAAUCAUUAAGGAUACAGAUUAUCCUGAUCAGUUAUGGAAGAGAGUUUUUGGAAAGUUUAAAAACAGUAUUAAUCCAUAUCUGAUACAUUUAUUCUGCAAUGUCACAUGUGGCAUGUCAAAACAUCAGAAUGUUACAAAAAAUCCGAAGAGUGAAAAGUUAUUUCAACUCAAUAUUGACGACUAUAGUCAACCACUUUAUGUGAGAGAGCAAUUGAUAUAUUUUCAGAAACAGCAACAAACGCAGGACUCGACCACGAUUCGAUUGAAAUAUUUUGACGAGUUACCAAUCAAAACGAUGAAAUGUAAAAUUAUUUCACAAAUCAUGACGAUGGAUGCGUCCGUGAACAAGAAUUCCAUGGAAUCGAUUCUUCAUUUAUUGGAUUGUGUUGCCGAUUACAAGUAUUACAUGAAAGCUCUUCCAAAAUAUUACUCGAAAUCUUUUAAGCAACCACAAAUUCCAGAAGAAUCUCAAACAGCAGUGACAAAAAUGGAAAGACAACUUCAUAUUCGAUUUGAAAUUAUUUUCACAGUUCUUUAUUAUGCUUACAAGAGCUCUCCAAAGCAAAGCCAACCUAUUCUAGACUUUUUAAUUGACAUUUUAGAACGUGAGAGCAGUUUGAAUAUUCUCAUUUCUCCAGUAAUGGAUUAUACCAUUUCAUUCAUACAAUCACUCAAUCACAAGGAGGACGAUCAACUCGUAGAAGGUCUCUUCAAUCACAUCAUUCACUUAUCCAAUGAGCUUGGAUAUUAUUUUUCACUUUUUGAAGCUCUUAUCACCAAUUUAAAAAAGGAUCACCUCACGACCAUGCUUUCCUGUUUGUACAAAUUCGCAAGAAGUAAGCCAGUUGCAAAUUUUGGAGAUUGGAGUUUUGGUGAUUCGAUUCUUUCCAUCAUUCGAAUGAUCAUUUACAGAGCUUGUCAUUAUUUCUCAUCAUUUUCUGAAAAUGAAAACAACCAUUCUUUGGAUUCAGAAAUGAUUUCAUCCUUCACUUAUUUCCAUUCACAACAACAACAACAUUGGACUCUUAUUCAUAAUAUUCUCUCUCUUCUCAUUCAAGAUUACAAUAAUUUAGAAAUUAAGCAACGUGCUCACUUUUACAAUUCUCUUCUCACUCAAGUAUAUCCUUACAAUCCACGAAAAUUAUCAAAUAUUUUAGGAUUUGGAGAGAAUGGCAUGUUCCAUCAUUAUGAUUUCACAACUACUUCCAUUAAUAUGGAAAAGACACCUCUGUUGCAACAUUCUUAUAUUCAUGAAUGGUCACCAGGUGCCAUUGUAUCUUUUUUAUCUCAUCCACUUCUAAAAUUGGAAUUUGUGAAAAAUGUUGGUCACGAAUGGUCCUUACUCUCUGCAACAAAUGACAACAACAACAAUGGUGGAAGCUUGAUACGAGUGAGAGCAAUAUCAACAGCAGGAAAUGUUGUUGGAAUGAAUAGUGGAAGUGUUGGUGAUGGAAAUGAUCUCGUACGACUCGGAGUAUCGAAUGGAAAUAAUUUAAAAGAACAUGAAGAUGAUGAUCGUAUUAUUCAUUUACAUUCAGAGCAUGCUCUCAUUGUUCAGUAUUAUAUGGACAAGUAUGUGAAAAGUUAUCGAUAUCAAAUUCAAUUGCAAUACAAGAUUUCUGCACUCGAUUGUUGUGGUGGAAAUGAUCGUUCAAUCAGUGGUGAUGGUGGUGGUGGUCAUGGUAUGAAUAAUAAUUUGAAUAAUAAUAAUAAUAUGAAUAAUAAUAAUAAUAUGAAUAAUAAUACUAUUGGUAGAUCAGAAAAGAAUGUAAUUGAUGAGAAUUCUGAUUUGGAUUCACUGGUAGGAAUUGAAUUGAUUUUUGGAGGAGAUGAAAUCGAUCGAUUUAUUGGUUUGGAAAAUGGUGUGAAUAUUCCCUAUCUUAAAAUACCAAGAAGUGAACUAAAGAUAGAAAAGAGUCAAACUUUUAAAUUUCAUGAACAUGUUGAUGAAACAACAACAACAAGUAAUCGAACAGAAAUUCAAGAAAUAUACUCUCAUGAUGAACAUGCAGACUUGAAAAAGAAUAGAACAGAAAUCACUUGUGUCUUGACACCAAACAAAACAGAAACCAUGCAUCAAGAAACACUCGAGUUGCCGUCUGAACAUCUCUUUACGAUCAAAUUCUUUCCUGUGAAACCAGUUCCAGGAGUGAUUCAUGUUUCAGCUACUUUUACAGCAAUUAAGAGAGAGAAUACCAUGAUGAGAACACAAGUGAAUGAUGAAUAUGCCUCAAUUGAACCCACGACAGCUUUCUGUCAAACUCAAUUGCCAGAUAUUCAUAUUCAAUUUAAGGAUCUUUUUUUACCAAUUUUUGAUCGAGAUUUGCCCGAUGGCAUAACGAAAGAAGCACUUUUUGAAGCCAUGUGGAAUUAUAAGAGUGUGAAAAUGGCAUCGAGUGUGAAAAUUUUGAAAAAUACUACUGUGAGUGAAGUGAUGGAAAGUUUUAAAUUGUUUGCUGUGAAUCCUAAGGAUUAUAUUUUGAUAUUCCUUCCACCGAAAUAUCAUCUCUUGAUUCGACUCUCUCAGAAAGAUGAGACCACAACACUUCUUUCCAUCAAGACAGAUUAUUGGCAAUGUUUGUCUUUUGUGGAUGAAAUUUUUCAAUAA
Naegleria fowleri is the source of this 3450-nucleotide messenger RNA. RefSeq lists its product as uncharacterized. The coding region runs from base 1 to 3450 and encodes 1149 amino acids. The record is from RefSeq and is a predicted model, not a curated record. Gene Ontology annotation, biological process: endosomal transport. NCBI's taxonomy places the organism in Eukaryota, Heterolobosea, Eutetramitea, Acrasida, Naegleriidae. Gene Ontology annotation, cellular component: AP-type membrane coat adaptor complex. The transcript has 5 exons.